Molecule: messenger RNA, 2018 nt
Organism: Cydia fagiglandana
Lineage: Eukaryota; Metazoa; Arthropoda; Insecta; Lepidoptera; Tortricidae
Product: zinc finger protein 501-like
Exons: 6
Coding region: 359-1750 (463 amino acids)
Biological process (GO): regulation of transcription by RNA polymerase II
Cellular component (GO): nucleus
Molecular function (GO): DNA-binding transcription factor activity, RNA polymerase II-specific; RNA polymerase II cis-regulatory region sequence-specific DNA binding
Source: RefSeq, a predicted model, not a curated record
GUCGCAUCUAGUUAUUGUUAGUGAAAUUACUAUUUUUUUUAUGCAUUAUAUUAUGUGUAAGAAUACUUAUCUAUUCAUAAACCUGUAAAGAAAACUUUGAUGUUACACGUAUAUCUCUUAUUUAUCGACUAACCUUGCAUUCUAUCGUAUUGAAAAGUCAAUAACAUUCAACAUCUUGAAUCUUGACGAUAAAUAUUAUUUCGUUUAUUUACAUUGCGUCUUGAGGCUAAUGACACAAGUAGUACACAUAGAUGUCGAGAUUAUGGGAAAAGAAAGCUAGUUUCAGUACUAUGCCAUGAAUAAGUAACGUUGUGUGGUGGUAAAGGUGCGAUAAUUUGGCACGGAUAUUAGUGUCAGAAUGGAGACGGUUUGGGUUAAGCCGGAGCCUUCGUGGGAAGAGUACGAGCCAGCGCCAGAGUCAGGACAUUCCUCGGAAGAACCACAACAUUCGACAGAAGUUCAGGGCACAAAGGAAAUGGUGGUUAAAGUGAAACAAGAACCCCCGGAGGAGUAUGCUGAACAUGACAUGAGGGCGCAGUCUCCAUGGGCAGGCUCGAAGGAUCCAGUGUUAGCGAAACAGGAGCCUCUAGAGGAUGGUGAGCAUGACAUGAGGGCGCAGUCUCCAUCAGCAGGCACGGAGGAUCCAGUGGUAGUGAAACAGGAGUCUCUAUGGGGUGGCGUGAAAAUUAAAGUGGAGGUGGAGAUGGAGAGGGAGACAGAAUGCAUUAAAGAGGAACCGGAUUACGCAGGUGCGAGCGAGAGCGUGCGAGUCCCGCAAGCAGACAUCGAAACGUCAGAACCGAAACAAGAAGGACCCUCUCGGCGCGCAGCCCACUCCGUCGCCGAACUCACCGAAAGGAAGGAGGUCUCCUGCGACAUAUGCUCAAAAACAUUCAAGCAAGCAAGCAAGUUAAAAGACCACCUGAGAAUACACACCGGUGAAAAACCCUACAAUUGCGCAAUCUGCGAAAAACGGUUCAGACAAUUGAGUCAUCUAAGAAGACAUUCUCGUAUUCACACUGGCGAGAAGCCUCACGCGUGUGACGUGUGCAAACAAGAGUUCACAGAGUUAGCUAACUUGAGGACGCACCAACGAAUCCACACUGGGGAAAAACCUUAUGCAUGCAGAAUGUGUAGCAAAGAAUUUGCUGGAUUAAGCUGUUUGAAGCGCCAUGAAAGAACACACACAGGUGAAAGGCCGUAUUCUUGCAAGAUUUGCGGCAAAGAGUUCACGCAAUCGAGUACGUUAAAGCUGCAUGUGAGGACACACACCGGAGAAAAACCUUAUCAAUGCGCAACGUGUCAAAAAUAUUUCAGUGGGAUGGAUAAUUUGAGGAAACACGAGCGUAUUCAUUUAGGUUUAAAGCGAUUCUCAUGCGAUAUAUGUAAAAAAACCUUUACCGGUUUGAGUACUUUAAAGAGGCAUAUAAGAGUGCACACUGGGGAGAAACCAUAUGUGUGUGAUGUCUGUAAAAAGGCGUUUUCAGGAUUGGAUAGUCUUAUAAGGCACACUCGUAUACACACAGGGGAACAGCCAUACUCAUGCGACACGUGUCAAAGAAGGUUCAGGCAGUUAAGUAAUUUGAAUAAACAUAUAAAAACGCAUAUAGAGCAAAAGUUCUAUCAUUGUGGGAUGUGUACGAAGAAGUUUAGAGAGUUGUGCACUUUGGAGAGACAUGAAAGGAAGCAUCACAGUGGGGAGCCUAGCACAGUUCCGGUCGCGGGAGUGGAUAUUGAAUGCCCUACUUGACUUUGUGUAUCGGUGUCUUGAACAUAAACUAUGUAUUAUCAAAGAGAAUAGAUAGUAUAGAGGGCUAUUGCCAAAGUAAAUUUUGUAGUCACGGUACAUUUACUGCCAUCUAUCGACACACGAUUAAAAAUUAAAAUAAAAUUGAUAAUGUAUAAAUUAAUCAAAAUAUGUUUACGGAUAAAUGAUUUUUAAUUUUUAUUGUUCCAUACUGACCCAUGUUCUUUCACUGAUAUGCGUUAAAAUUGUUAAAUAUCAAACGUCAACGCCA